Molecule: messenger RNA, 3333 nt
Organism: Monomorium pharaonis (pharaoh ant)
Lineage: Eukaryota; Metazoa; Arthropoda; Insecta; Hymenoptera; Formicidae
Gene: Rop
Product: protein ROP
Exons: 11
Coding region: 103-1857 (584 amino acids)
Biological process (GO): intracellular protein transport; vesicle-mediated transport; neurotransmitter secretion
Cellular component (GO): plasma membrane; secretory granule
Molecular function (GO): syntaxin binding
Source: RefSeq, a predicted model, not a curated record
UCGCCAACUUCGUGUCGUACGGAGAAUUAUCGCCGUGGCCGCGCGGCGCAGCGCGCACGCGUGCACCAUCUGGCGAACGGAUGAACAGUCAGUUCUCUUAAAAUGGCGCUCAAGGGACAAGUUGGUCAAAAGAUUAUGAAUGAGGUGAUCAAGCAGAAGAAGAAGACAACAGGUGGAGUAGAAUGGCGGAUCUUGGUAGUGGAUCAACUUGCCAUGAGAAUGGUAUCUGCCUGCUGCAAGAUGCACGAUAUCAGCGCUCAGGGUAUUACCCUGGUGGAAGAUAUCAAUAAGAAGCGCGAACCUCUGCCGACGAUGGAAGCCAUUUACCUCAUCACGCCUUGUAAUUCGUCGGUGCAAAAAUUGAUUGACGACUUCAGUAACCCGACAAGAACCACUUACAAAGUCGCCCACGUAUAUUUCACCGAAGCAUGCCCUGAUGAGUUGUUCAAAGAAUUGUGUCACACGCUGGUAGCUAAGCACAUAAAGACACUAAAAGAGAUCAACAUCGCUUUCAUACCAUAUGAGGAGCAGGUCUUUUCGCUGGACUCGCGCGAAACUUUUGCUUGCUUUUACAACCCCUCGUUCUUUAAUUUGAGAUCAGCUAAUAUGGAACGUAUUGCUGAACAAAUCGCGACACUUUGCGCUACUCUCGGGGAGUAUCCAUCAGUUAGAUAUCGCAGCGACUUUGACCGUAAUGUUGAACUCGCUCAGUUGGUGCAACAAAAGCUAGAUGCGUACAAAGCUGAUGAACCGACAAUGGGAGAAGGGCCUGAAAAAGCGCGUUCUCAGCUAUUGAUUCUAGAUAGAGGAUUUGAUUGCGUCUCACCUUUGUUACAUGAACUUACACUACAAGCUAUGGCAUAUGACUUGCUGGAUAUUGAUAAUGAUGUCUACAGGUUUGAGGCAACAGCGGGUCAGGAGAAAGAAGUUUUGUUGGAUGAAAAUGAUGAUUUAUGGGUAGAACUCAGGCAUCAACAUAUUGCCGUAGUAUCUCAGAACGUAACUAAAAAUUUGAAAAAGUUUACAGAAUCAAAAAGAAUGCCACAAGGUGAUAAACAGAGUAUGCGAGACCUUUCACAGAUGAUCAAAAAGAUGCCACAAUAUCAAAAAGAAUUGAGUAAAUACGCUACACACUUACAAUUAGCCGAAGACUGCAUGAAGCGCUAUCAAGGAAAUGUAGACAAACUUUGUAAAGUGGAACAAGACUUAGCCAUGGGUACCGACGCAGAAGGUGAACGUAUCAAAGAUCAUAUGAGAAAUAUCACACCGAUUUUACUUGAUCAGACUGUGAAUCAUUUGGACAAAUUACGCAUCAUAGCUUUAUAUGUCAUCAGCAAAAACGGCAUCACCGAUGAGAACCUAAACCGUUUAGUUCAUCAUGCUCAAGUAUCUGUUGAUGAUAAGCAGACUAUUGUCAAUAUGGCAAAUCUUGGCAUUAAUGUUGUUGUAGAUAGCAAUCGCAAAAAACUAUAUACAGUACCACGUAAGGAAAGAAUCACAGAGCAAACUUACCAAAUGAGCCGUUGGACUCCAGUCAUCAAGGAUGUUAUGGAAGAUUCCAUCGAGGAUAAGUUAGACUCCAAACAUUUUCCGUUCCUUGCCGGACGUGCAGCCAGUUCAGGAUAUCAUGCGCCAACCAGCGCACGAUAUGGACACUGGCAUAAAGACAAAGGUCAACAGACCAUCAAAAACGUUCCUCGUUUGAUCGUUUUUAUUGUUGGUGGUGUAUGCUUCUCUGAAAUACGAUGCGCAUACGAAGUUACGAACGCAUUAAAAAAUUGGGAAGUCAUAAUUGGUUCAUCUCAUAUAAUUACACCGAAGUCUUUCCUGAAUGACUUGAGUAAAGUACACGUUUAAAUGACCAUAUACAACAGAAGAGAUAACAUUCCCAAAUUCCUAAUUUGCCAUUAGCUUCACCCGUAGGAAAAAAUUAAAUUUGUCUUCGGAAAAAAUUACAUAAAAUUCUGCAAAAUAUUGUGCAGAAAAAUUCUGAAGGCGAAAACUGUACAAAAAUCUGUAAAAACUGCAGAAAUUUAUGCAAUUUUUGUGCAAUGAUUUUUGCAUAAUUUUUUCCUACGGGCAAUUCUAUCAAUAAUAUCAGCUAAAGCCAUGAAUGAUCUCGAGUAUAAAAUUAGAAUUAAUUAACUAAAUAAUGAAAACAAAGUCAAUUGUUUAAAUUGAAAGCGCCUCAUUCCGGAUAGAAAUAUCGUGUUGUUAGUUAAAUUAUAAUGAAAGUAUUCGUGUAUUAAUUGAGCACGAAGAGUCUUGAUUACAGUUAUCAAGUGCCUGCGCGAAUACGUUAAUCACCAGAGAUCAUAUGAGACAAUUUGGCAAUACUGAUAUAGAUUGCACGAAGCUGUAUGGUAUCGUAAUCUUUAGCAAAGCUAGGAUGUAUUCGUGAUCGUCAGUCUCUGUCAGUAAUAAAAGGAAAUUUGUGAAGAUCUAAAUGUGCGUCAUGAGAAGGAUCGUGAUAUUCUUCUAUUUCUCGUUAUUAGUAUUAUGUUAUCUUUCCCUCGUUGAAACUUUCCGUGUUCAAUUCGAUAUUUUAAAUAUAAAUUUUUUUUAAUAAAUAAAUUUUAAUAUUUUAAAUAAAUUUUUUUGUAAUAUAAUAAAAUUUUUUAUAAUAUAAUUAAAAAAGUAUAAAUUUUUUAAAUAUAAAUUUCAUGUGAAAUAUACUUUUACUACUUGAAAGAAAUUAUGUUCUAUUAUGGUAUAGACAUUGAAUUUAAAUAUCACAUUUCGCUUUACUCUCUUUAACUAUAUUCUCGAUGUAACGUCGAGAUAUAAAGUUACUUAUUCGAUACAAUUAUUUCUUGAAGUUACUAAUUAAUAAUACUAAAUGUAAAAUAAAAUCGCUAGAUGUAGCUCGCACUUGUUUUUUUAUUAAUUAAUUGUACUUUUAUUGUUUUGCGCAAUAUACUCUUUAAUUAAUUAAUUAAUUGCCAAUGCAUAUGCUACAUUUAAUGUAAUUCACAAGUAUACACUAUUCAUGAUAUAUGCUCUCUCUUUGACAAAUUCGAUUAGUGACCACUUUUAUUGAAUGUUAAUACAAAUACAAUAAUAUAUAUAAAUAUGUAUCGCAAGAUCUAUCGUAAUUGUUCCGCGAUUGUGAUAAAGCGGAUUUUUUCAAUUAGAAGCUUGCAUUGUUAAUAAAUAACAACAUUACCAUAUAAUUAAUGUAAUGUCAAUAAAUGUUGUGAUCUACUAGUUCAGAGAUUAUUACAAAGUUAAAUAAUAUUUUAAAGUAUAUCUUAUUAUACAUAUAUACAUAUAUAUGUAUGUAGAUUAUAGUCUGAGCUGUGUUUUACUUAUAAAGGCCUAUAAUGCACUUUA